CAGCGGGGGUGGAAAAUGGCGUAUUUCGGCGCGUGCUCAGUAGCAACUCACCGGUUCGGGAUCGGUCGGUUCGUCAAGAGGAUCUGUGUCUUUCUCUACAAGGACCACUAUUAUUUCGUUUGCUGUUGCAGGAUCUCCUGGUCGAGAUUCCGUCCGUGUAUCCGUGUGUCCGGACGGGUAGUGAGAGUGCCAUUCAAGCGUUACAAAGGAUAUAGAACUUUAUUCUGGUGGAAAGUUUUGUGCGGAGGAAGAAAAAAAGUUAACCCUGGAAGUGCAUUAGGUGGUGGAAAAAAGAGCAACAUUAUUGUUAGCUGGUUGGUGACAACUCUUCUUCCACUCGGUAGACGGUUCGUUUUACUCGGCGGAAACGCGGAAAAGAACGUCGCGUCUUGGACCGUGCUGGACUUUUUUUUUUGCUUCUGCUCUCGCUCUCAUUUUUUCGCAUUCGAUUUAUUAACGCCCGCGCGAAAGUCGACACGCGCGCGGUGGUGUGUGGUGAAAAAAAAGUGUCCAAUACCUACGCACGGUUUUGCACGAUCCGAACUGCAAGGAAUUCACUUCUUCCUGGUCGUAGCUUACGCGCCGGAGGAAGUGUCACAUAACCCUUACAACACAUCGGAUAUGCCGAUGCCCUCGGCCAAGGAGCAAACGCUGAUGUGGCAACAGAACUCGUACAUGAGUGAUUCCGGCAUCCACUCGGGUGCGGUCACUCAGGUGCCAUCGCUCAGUGGCAAGGAUGAUGAGAUGGAAGAUGAUCCGUUGAUGUUCGACAUGGAUCAGGGAUUUUCGCAGAACUUCACCCAGGAUCAGGUGGACGAUAUGAAUCAACAACUGAGCCAGACACGCUCCCAGCGUGUCCGGGCUGCCAUGUUUCCCGAAACACUCGAGGAAGGCAUCGAGUUUCCGUCAACACAGUUUGAUCCGCAGCAACCAACGGCAGUCCAGCGUCUGUCCGAGCCGUCACAAAUGCUGAAGCAUGCCGUGGUCAAUCUGAUCAACUAUCAGGAUGAUGCUGAUCUUGCCACUCGGGCCAUUCCAGAGUUAAUCAAGCUGUUAAACGAUGAAGAUCAGGUCGUGGUGUCCCGAACUGCUAUGAUGGUACACCAGUUGUCGAAGAAGGAAGCUUCACGUCAUGCCAUUAUGAACAGCCCUCAGAUGGUUGCCGCUUUGGUGCGUGCUUUGUCACAGAGCAAUGAUCUUGAAACCACCAAGGGAGCCGUAGGAACACUGCACAAUUUAUCACACCAUCGCCAAGGUUUGCUUGCAAUCUUCAAAUCCGGUGGAAUUCCGGCUCUCGUGAAACUACUUUCCUCACCGGUUGAAUCCGUUCUGUUUUACGCUAUAACUACGCUGCAUAACCUACUGCUUCAUCAGGACGGUAGCAAAAUGGCGGUUCGUUUGGCCGGUGGUCUACAGAAAAUGGUGGCAUUGUUGCAGCGCAAUAACGUCAAAUUCUUAGCCAUCGUAACAGAUUGCCUGCAAAUUCUUGCUUAUGGAAACCAGGAAAGUAAAUUAAUCAUUCUUGCUUCCACGGGACCGAUCGAAUUGGUCCGUAUCAUGCGUUCGUAUGACUACGAGAAGCUUCUCUGGACAACUUCUCGGGUGUUGAAGGUUCUGUCGGUUUGCUCGAGCAACAAACCAGCCAUCGUCGAAGCUGGCGGUAUGCAAGCACUAGCCAUGCAUUUGGGUAAUCCAUCCCAGCGAUUGGUCCAAAACUGCCUGUGGACGUUGCGUAAUCUUUCGGAUGCUGCUACCAAGGUAGACGGUUUGGAAACACUGCUUUCCGGUUUGGUAACUGUGCUCGGAUCAUCCGACGUAAAUGUUGUAACAUGCGCUGCCGGCAUCCUGUCCAAUCUGACCUGUAACAACCAGCGCAACAAGGUCACCGUUUGCCAGGUGGGUGGUGUCGAAGCUUUGGUUGGUACCAUCAUCAACGCUGGCGAUCGCGAAGAAAUCACCGAACCGGCGGUUUGUGCUCUUCGCCAUCUGACGUCCCGCCAUCCGGAGUCGGAAUCGGCACAAAACAUUGUCCGCAAUGGAUAUGGACUUCCGGUUAUCGUGAAGCUUCUCAAUCCACCAUCACGCUGGCCGUUGAUCAAGGCGGUCAUUGGAUUGAUUCGUAAUUUGGCAUUGUGCCCGCUGAAUGCGGCUCCGUUGCGCGAGAACGGCGCUAUCCAUUUGCUGGUGCGGUUGCUGUUCAAGGCGUUCCAGGAUACCCAGAGACAACGCUCCUCGGUAGCCACCAACGGCUCACAGCCGCCAGGUGCGUAUGCCGAUGGUGUUCGUAUGGAGGAAAUCGUUGAAGGAACGGUUGGCGCCUUGCAUAUUCUCUCGAAGGAGGACCUCAACCGACAGCUCAUCCGCCAGCAGAACGUAAUUCCAAUCUUUGUGCAGCUUCUGUUCUACAACGACAUUGAAAACAUCCAGCGCGUUGCGGCUGGAGUUCUAUGCGAGCUAGCCAUCGAUAAAGAGGUAGCCGAGAUGAUCGAAGCCGAAGGAGCUACCGCACCACUCACCGAACUGCUCAAUUCCGCUAACGAAGGUGUUGCUACAUAUGCGGCCGCCGUCCUGUACAAGAUGAGCGAGGACAAAUCGAUGGACUACAAGAAACGAUUCUCCAGCGAACUGACCACCCUGCCGGUGUUCCGCGACGACAGUAUGUGGAACAACGGGGAGCUUGGGAUGGGACCGGAUCUGCAGGACAUCCUCUCCCCCGAUCAGGCCUAUGAAGGUCUCUAUGGACAAGGUCCUCCUAGCGUGCACAGCUCGCACGGUGGUCGUGCAUUCCAGCAAGGAUAUGAUACACUGCCGAUAGAUUCCAUGCAGGGACUGGAAAUUGGUGGCGGCGGUGGAGGUGGCAACAGCGGAAACAAUGUUCCCGGUGGUCCCUCAUCCGGUCAACCUACAUCACCGUACCCGAUGGACAUGGACGUGGGCGAAAUGGACGCCAGUGAGUUGACGUUCGAUCAUCUGGACGUGAUGCCAUCACCGCCACAGGACAACAAUCAGGUCGCUGCUUGGUACGACACUGAUUUGUAAGAAUGCACCGCAGUGUCGCAAUUCAUAACGUCUAUAUGUAGCUUAAUCUAUACAUAGUGCUUCCAGUGUAUCGACAAUGAUUCACGUUAAAGGGCAGCUUUAACAAGUACUUCGUUCUCUGUUUUAUUAACAUUUUCAGCAAAGGGUUUGACAUUUGUCAACGCGAGACGAAUGAUAAAUUUUAUGUUUAAUUUUUUUUUUUUAUUGACCAUGUGCGCACUGGCUAUGGUCGCAUGUUUUUCCCAUCCCGAAAAUGGAAGCAACAUGCGAUCACUGUCGGUACAGCAUUUCUCAUGACGUGCAGCUCGGUAAUCCUUUACUUACAAAAAAAAAUCAGCUAUAUAGCUCAUAAGUCUUUUCCAAUGAUCUACUUAAAAUUUACUAGUUCAUAAAUUUGGAAGAAAGACCAAGAAGGAUUGCUUCUAAUGGAUGUUUGCUACUGCAUUUUGACACCCAUUCACGAAACACCUGGAUCAAUAAAAUACGAAUGAUUCAAACGAACAGGAUUCGAGAUGAUUAUUGUUUCAAAGAAUAGAACAAAAACAUAAACCGCAUUAUAAAUCAUAAACAAAAACAUAGUAUAAAUGUUAUGCAAUCACACAGUAAGAAUUUUCGAAUCACUUAACAAAAUGGACGGACUCUACGUAGUAGCGUCAAUAUUUGAAUUACGUAAUCGGUUAAUUGGUAGAAAAUCAUCAAUAACUAUUAUGAAAAACCCUAUUAAUCGAAGUUCAGACGUUAUCCGCCGAACUGAAGCAUUUUUUCUUUGCUCGAUUAAUUCGGUGAACUGACGACAUUUGAAGAACAAACGAAGACUGUCUGACUCCUUUGACAGACACUGUUUCAUUAGCGAUCAGUUCUCGAUCCAUUUUUUUUCGAAAGGAAAUGUUUUAGUAUUCUCUAUUUUAACGAAUGGAGUUAUCCAUAAGAUCCUUUUUUUAUAACAUCUAAUUUACAUACGAUUAAGAUUCGAUACAAACUGAAUGAAACCAGAAUGUUUCUCUAUUAUUUAACGAAAAAUAUACAAUGCCUAUUACAAUUUGGAAUAUGAUUAUUUGAUUAUUAAAAUUAUAUAUUAUAUAUUACAUGAAGCAAACAAAACCUUCCUUUCAGUAUAUAAGAAAACGUAAGGAGAAAAAUAUAUUAAAAAGUAUAAAAUCGA
This is a messenger RNA of Malaya genurostris, 4201 nucleotides long. RefSeq names its product armadillo segment polarity protein (gene arm). The record is from RefSeq and is a predicted model, not a curated record. Gene Ontology annotation, cellular component: catenin complex; adherens junction. The coding region runs from base 16 to 3039 and encodes 1007 amino acids. Gene Ontology annotation, molecular function: transcription coactivator activity; alpha-catenin binding; cadherin binding. The transcript is spliced from 6 exons. Lineage: Eukaryota; Metazoa; Arthropoda; Insecta; Diptera; Culicidae. Gene Ontology annotation, biological process: cell adhesion; positive regulation of transcription by RNA polymerase II.